UAUAAAAACAACACUCUCCAUCUGUAAAUAAUCAGUAAUAUUUUCAAUCAAGCCGUUGAUACAAUGAAUAAAUCAUUUUUCAUACUGAUCGGAAUUAUUUUCACCCAGGUCCUCGCUAACGAACAUGAUUGGUAUCCCAAAGACCCUGGGGCGAUACAAGAUCAGUGUGCCGAAUCAAAUCCACUGACCGAUGAAAGUAAAGCUGAUUUGCUGCUAGGUUUAGUACAUUAUCAUCCAGAUUUGAUAGCGUAUAUUAUAUGCACAGCUAAAGGCAUGAAUUUCUAUACCACGGAAAAGGGAUUCGAUACGGAGAGAUUACUCUACGCUUUAGAUAAGAUGAAUCGGUUGCAUAAUCGCAACAUGGUGGUAGAUUGUGUUAAUAAAUACAAGGAAAUUAAAUCGGAGUAUGAAAUGGUCUACCAUGUCGCCAAGUGCUUGAAAGAAGGAAAUAAUGCGGAUGGUGAUGUUAAAAAUGAGAGACCAACAUAAUUUUCAAAAUAUUUUUUUUACAUUUUACGAAAAAAAGAAAAAAAAAAGUUAGAAUAAAUAAUUAUGUAGGAAAAUAAUGAAAA
Musca domestica (house fly) is the source of this 572-nucleotide messenger RNA. RefSeq lists its product as uncharacterized. Bases 64 to 489 code for a protein of 141 amino acids. Gene Ontology annotation, molecular function: odorant binding. The record is from RefSeq and is a predicted model, not a curated record. The transcript is spliced from 2 exons. Lineage: Eukaryota; Metazoa; Arthropoda; Insecta; Diptera; Muscidae.